AACAUUUUUUAAUUGAUAAUAUGAUAGAAGAUGAAGUAUCUCAAAAUAUGUCUAAUAAAAGUGCUCUUGAAGAAUAUAGAGAUAUUUCAUCAAAUAAUGUUAAUAAUAAGUUAGUUAAAAUUAAACUUGAAGAUUUUGAAGACUAA
Cetraspora pellucida is the source of this 146-nucleotide messenger RNA. The record is from the annotation of a GenBank genome assembly. NCBI's taxonomy places the organism in Eukaryota, Fungi, Glomeromycota, Glomeromycetes, Diversisporales, Gigasporaceae.